Molecule: messenger RNA, 1431 nt
Organism: Zychaea mexicana
Lineage: Eukaryota; Fungi; Mucoromycota; Mucoromycetes; Mucorales; Lichtheimiaceae
Exons: 3
Coding region: 1-1431 (476 amino acids)
Source: RefSeq, a predicted model, not a curated record
AUGAUCAGAAACCGCACUAUUUACGCAUCCAAGCAUGCUCCUGACCCUGACGACGUACAAAUGCCAUGGGCACAAAUUUCUCAAAACAAACGUGUUUCUUAUAUGCACGGCCCAACCAGUACUCCUGCUCCCUCCAACGACAUGAACGGCUGGACAUUACGCCGCUCACAAGUCUGGCGAGUUGGUAAUAGUCCCAGUAGUGUUUUUAUAGACGUCAGCACUCUGCCGGAACCACUGCUCUCAGUACCGCAACUGGCCAAGGACCAAUUCCCCGAAAAUACAGGCGUCAUUCCUCAUCGCGAGGGUGGACGUCGAGUCAUCAUUGAAAUCGGUUUCGACGAGAAAAAUGAUGCUUCAAACAGAGCACUUACCACGGGCCUCCAAUUUGACAAGCCACGUGUCCGCAUCCUCGGCACGCGUGCUAUACCAAAAAAUGGCCUCAAUAAGAAACUCCGCCUUACUCAUCUGCCACUGCUUAAUCUGACCACCCUUCUGGAAGGACUCAAGACCAGUCUCCAAGAGUUUGGACAUGUUCUUGAUGUGGGUGCUUUCCACGAGCCGACGACCAAUUUGUUCAUGGGAAAUGGAUAUGCAGUGCUGAAUUGUCAACCAGACGAAGAAACGCUUGGUGAAACCUUCGCCUCGCUCCAACAUAUCAUAGAUUGGGCCGGCGACUUUGAACAUGGCUUCUAUGCUACUUGGGCUGACAUGCCUCCGUAUUGCACCUGGUGCCAUGGCAGCGACCAUGGCCGUCAAGAUUGCACCAAAUUUCUCGCCACUCAGAAGAAAUGUUGGCCAUUUUCGCGACUCUGGGAGCCUCCAGCAGCAGGCACCGCCGAUGAAGCUGGGCAAUCGUCCGAUGGGUCACCGGCGGAUCACGAUCAACCCAAGAACGAUCAGGACAAGGCAGUCAAGGAUCAGGACCAAGUGGGGAAGGAUCAGAACCAGGUUUUGACGGAUCAGCAUAAGACGACGACGACAGCGGACGAGACGACGACAGAUUCCGUGACCGCGUCCAAUGUCAGCGACGGGCUCAACGCCGCAGGCAAUGGACCAGGAAAGGAUGAUGCGGGUGAUACAUUCAUGCAGGAUCUGCAAAGUCUAAUCAGUGCUCACCUAACCGCCUCAGAGAUCACCUCGAACGACGGAGACAGUGCUGAUUCAGCGCUCGAUGAAGACAAGGACAUGGCCUAUUAUGAGCAUCUACCAGUCGAUCAGACGACCAUGGAGUGUCUACGUAAAGCGUCCAUUCAAAAACGCGUUCGAGUACGGAUGCCAUGUCAAGCCCAAACUCUCCUCUCUACGGAUCUUGGACAACGCAUGGCAGCAUGUACCAAGAGCUACAAAACCAACAGAUCCACCAAAGGACGCCCUCGGACUGUCACAGCUAAAGGAGCCGCUGCGUUGGCCAAUGGUAUAUCUAUUGGUUAG